AACACUGUCCACGUGUGUUUCUGUCAACAAAGUUAGCGUGGAGCAAAAAUAAACACACUUGAUCUUUAUCCUUGUUCCUUGACCGUGGAUGAAAUUGAUGGUUCUCAGAGUGGAUUCGUGUAAGAACUAAAUUUUAGGAUGACGACCUCUUUGUCUCGCCAAUUAGAGCGGCUGAAAACGCCAUUGACGGCCUGCAAUCAAGAGCAGGUGCUGCAUGGCACGGCCCCCAGUUUGGUGGAGGAUGUGGCCGGUUUGGAUCCCAAGCGCCUCCGCCUGUUGGCCUUGGAGGCCUUUGACCAACUCUCCACGGACUGUCCGGCUUUGUACCCUUUCCGAGCUCGUCUUUUCCCCGAAGAUACGGAUGAACCCAUGGAGGUCGAUGAAUCUGAGGAGGAUAACGAGGCCCAAGAUCUGUGCGAUGUCUACCUCAUGUUGAGUCAUGCGGCCCUGCGGGCGCCAGUCCAGUAUUUGCUGCAAUAUCUACUUACGGUUCACCAAUUGCACGCCAAGGAUCCCGAGAUGUUUCUCUGGAGCCUGAUGCCACAUUUCGAGUUCAAGAUCUUCAAUUUGGCCGUGACCGCCGUGGUUCAAACCCUGCCCAAGGGCCAGUAUCCGCCUUGGUUGAACGGAUUCUUGCAGGCGUGCCAUCCGGCCACUCGGGUGGGAUUGAGGAAGCAUGCUGCCCGGGACAAGGGCUUCUUUAAGGUGCUCUGUCACCUUUUGAACCGCACCCUCAGACAUCGCGCCCGUUAUCCGGACGUGGAUUACGAUCGACACGCUCAUUUCUUCGUCUCAGUCGUGACCUCCGCCUUGGAUUCUGGAGUUACCAUCGACGAGCAUCACGUUAUGGGGCUUAUGCAAGUGAUCGUGCCUUGCUUGAAAUCCAAUCAUGGCGAAUUUCGGGCCACCGGCGCCACUUUAAUGGCCCAUGUUUUGCCCAAGGUCACUUUGAAGGCCAAAGUCGUUCAAAGGUUGUUGAAGGUUAUUCGAAAAUGUUGCUCAACAAACGUAGAUUUUGUCAAUUUAGCCUUAUGGAUGAUCUUGGUCAAGAGCCAAAUUGAGGCUGUUCCCAUGGAAAGUGCGCUGACCUGCUUGGGCUUGCUAGAGGUCACUAUUCGUGAUACUUGGGAGGGAAAAUCGGGCCGUAACAAUCCCGAAUAUCAUAAGAAAAUGCUAGGGGUUCUAGCUCUGCUACUGAAACGCAUUGAUAUGGCUGAUGAGGAAUUUUCCAAUGGUCAGGACGCGCUGGUUCUGUUGGAUUUGAUCCAUCAUGGGUUGGGCUUGAUUCGGCCCGACUUGAGUUUUGGUAUCAUUUUAAUUCAAACGUUGCGGGGAGCCAUUAAUCACAUCAAGAUGGAGAAGGACACAUCACGUUCUGAACAAGUACGCAAGUGCAAAGACAUGAUGGCGUCUCUGAAGACCAUGUUCCCGGAACAGUAUCUUCAGUUCUCCGGCCAAGAAAUGCAGGAAGGCGAUAUCAUGUUUUUGGAAGGCACCGUUGGAGACUUCCCGUCUUCUGAUGAAAUCGCUGCCAAGAAGAUUUUGAUGGACAAUCCUUUGAUCGCCGAGGUUCGUGGGGUUUACUUGGAACUCCAACGUGCUCAACAAUCCCCCUUGGUGAAAGAAAAUCUAAAAACCCAUGCUGCCUCCGUCAAGACGUUAUUUUCUUCUGUGAGCCCCAGAUUUCUCAUUCUACAGAUCACGGCCGAAGAAAUGACCAAAAUCACUUGCAACUUGAUUCGAUUAUACUGCCUUAAACCCAAAGUGGUGUCUAAAAUAAUACCAUUCAUCUGCUCAGAGGAGUUCAACACGAAUACGGCCAUUCAAAAAGAACUGAAAGCCCAUGGUAUUGAGGUUGAUUUGCUCUUGUUGCAAUUCUUGAUUCUUCCCUCUGAUGAUUACAAGGUCGUUCUUGAGGCGAGCAAGAAGACUUGGUUCUUUAAAAACACGGAGGGAUUGACCCAAAGCAUCCUAUUCUCUCGUCAAUGCAAUCUGAAAAAGCCGUACCAAGAUUUCAACAAGGAAGUGAUUGAGAAACUUGAAAAGAGCUUGGAUGCUUCCAAGUUCAUUAGUCUUUUGGAUAAAGUGGGCAACUCUUUGGUUCUACAAAGUCCAGGAUUGAUCACGUUACUUCUUCUCGUGGCUUCCUACCAACUAAGCCAUGCCCGUAAAACUACCCGAGACCACACAGCCGACGAAGUCUUGCAGUUAUUGCGAAUUUGUCGAGAUAAGCUCGAUUGCGAAGUGAAACAACCACCUCAAGAGGCAUCAAAUGAAAUCAUUGGUCAAGCUAUGGAAGCUCAAAUCGUCAUUGAUUCAGCCAAAACCAGAACCAUCCCGGUCAAGGCCAUUGAUUAUGCUUUGGAGAGCCUGCGUAAUGUGUCGUUCAGUGAGCUGAUUGCCUAUAAGAUGUUCUACGCCAUUUGUGCUUGGAAAAAGCUGAAACACAAAGUCAUCGUCCAAGAUAUAUCUGACAUCUUAUUUUCGUCGUUGGACAAGGAUGGUCGAUUGGAUGUCUUCCUCUCAGGAUUGCUCACCAAGCCUACUGACAAGAACUGGAAUGAGGAUUCCAAAACCAACUCCAGAAUUUCCCCGGCCAUGCAAGAUUUUGCCCUAAGAGAAUUGAAGACCAGAUGCUUGAAAAAUCCCGAGAUGAAGAAACAAGUAUUGGGAUCCAAAUCCAAUAUUUUGCCCCAGCUUUUAGCCAUCUUGGCUGGAGAAUCAGCCAAAAGACGAGGUCAUGCCAUGGGUAUUCUGGAUUGCUGCUACGACGCAGCAGCCUCUGAUGGAAAAUCUUUUAAAGGAUUCGCUUUGUUGGUCCACUUUUUCAGGGAUAAUCGGGCCGCAUUUCUGGGCGAUCCGGAGAACAUCCAGACUUUGAUGGCCAAGUUCUCGAAGCAAAACAAGAACAGCCUGAAAGUUUUGCGAUGCCUUUUGGAGUUGGUGCUAGAUUUUCAGGUUAUGGGUGGUACAGCGGUAUUCCUUACACCGUUGUUCGCCAAGGAGGAUAUGAUUAAGAUUUGUGAACACGGAUAUUCGCUGUUGGAAUCGAAGACAAUGAAAGUGGACGGGGAUGAAGAUGUUGCAGAUGAAGAGAAGAAGAAAACCCAAGCUUUGGUCAAGAUCGUAGACUACUUUUUGCCAACUAUCUUAUAUUUCACCUUAGAACCCCAGUGUUGGAACUUUUUAGAUCGUGUCUUCCAAUCUUCUUUACCUGUGGAUUUGAAUGGAAACCAGGUUUCGCUGGGGUCGUUGGCACUUCACGCGGCAGGAAAUGCUGAAAUUACUAACCCAGAAGUCAUCCUGCCCAUUUAUGAUUUGCUCAUUGCCUUUAGUACUGAUGUACAGCAAAGCGACAUUCUCAUCGAGGCCAAAGCCUUAAUUGGCACCUUUCCUCUGAACGGAGAGCAUAUCUUGAAUAAGUUGAAAAAUAUCUGGGGACAACAUUUCGAAGCGGAUAUUGCCUUGUCUCGCACAUCUGGUCGAGGCAGGUUCUCCGAGAUCUAUGGGAAAGAUUUCCCGGUCUCGGAGAGCAAGUUAGUCGAACAAAAGUGGAGCCGAACCUUCUUUGUCUUGGAAACUGGUGGAAAGGCGUUCGGCAAGGAAGGCGAAAAACUCCUGAAACCCCUCUUUGCCCUCUUGGGCAAAGCUCUUGGACAAAAUGAGUCGACAGAGACAUCCUACGCCCUUGACCUGAUCCUUUCCCAGAUUCAUGAGAUUCUUGAUAGUAAAUCAGAUUCUGAGCUGAGUAAAUUGGAAGCAACCAUGGUCAAUCCCGAGUUAUUGGUUCAAUGCAUUCGGAUUUGCGCUAACCCUGGUACUAAGAGCGUGGCUUUGCUCAUCCUGGCCAAGGCUUCGACUUUCAAUCCCGAGUAUGUACUCCAGAAUAGCAUUCAGAUAUUCACGUUCAUGGGCACCCAUUUCCUGAAGAUUGACUCCAAGCAGAGCUUUGAUGUGGCAUGCCAAGCUAUUGAUAUAAUCAUCCCCCAUAUUCAACGUGUUUGCCAAUCCAAAGGUCCCGACAAACUCCAUGAAACGAGCUUGUCAAUCAUUACCACUUUCGUGGAUGCCUCAGUAGAUAUGGCCACGCAUCGGUUCAAGAUCUUCCUCCACAAACUGAUCAAGUGUCUAGGAGAAAGCGAUUUUCUAUGGGUGGUGACCUUGCUCUUGUUGAAGACCGUUGGGAAGAAGAGGACCAUCAUUGAAGGUCAAAAAACCAAGACCAUGAAAUUCAACCAGAGCGAAAAGUUGCAACAGAUCCAGAGCUUAUAUUCCGAAUUCUCGGCCAUGGUGCAAAUCGAAUCCGUGUUGAGGAUGAUGAUUAAUUUGAAAAAUGACAACAAAGAAGUUCGAAAGAUGCUCAAGAUUGGCGACCCGAAGGACGGCCAGACUGCAACUGAAGAAGGAUUGAAUAGUGCGAAUGAGUACGAUUUGAUCCGAUUGAAAAUGCUCAAUUUCGUGUCCAGUCAGUUGUCUUCCAAGUAUUUCAUCAGACAAGUGAUCCAAGCUUUGGAGUCGGGCGACCAGAUUCAUCAGAAUCUUCACCUUUUGAUCCAGUGUUCCAUUUUGAGCCUGGAAACUUACGAGAAGACCACCAAGGAAUCUAGAAUCCACAAGCAUCUAAUCCAAUUGAGCGAGCGCAUCUUGGAAGGGGCUCUAGGAGUCUUACCCGCCAAGGUUUUUGUGGCCUUAUUUAACAACUUGUUGGCCAACGAGUUUGAUACCGUUCGUAGGAAAACUCUGGAAGUGCUCAAUGCCAAGCUCCAAGAAGGUGAUGAAUUACUCUUGAAAGAGGAAUCUCUGCCCAAUCUCCUUAUGGCAAUGACUACCUUAGCCACAGGGAAGGUGAUUGUCAAAGGCCAGGAACUCGUCGAGUCCGAGAUGAAUCAGCAAUUGGCCAUCCUUGGGGUACGAUCCUUUGCCAAGGCUGGUGGCUUCGACCAUGGCGAAAGCCUGCAAAAAGUUGCCUCCAUUCUCUCCAAAGCAUCGUUUUUCAAGACCCUUCCUUCUGCCAAUGUCAAAGCUUCCACCUUGUUAUGCCUCUCUGAGAUCUUUAUGAGCAUUGGACCUUUGGCUGUGGCCCAUCUGAUGCCUUUUGUCGUCUGGAUUCUUGAGCUUAUGGCGGAUGUUGAAACGAUUCAGAUGAACCCGAUCUUGUUCAACAGUAUCAUCUUGGCCAUCCAGAAGCUCAUGGAGAACUUCAGCGGCUUCCUGAACCCUCAUUUCAAGAGCUUCAUUGUGGCCACGUGCUCCUUGAGCCAGAUCGAAGUAAACCCAAGCGAUCAAACCCGACAUUUGAGCAGUCGGAUUCGAAACCUUCAAAGCUCCCUAUCGCAAGGGAUCCCGAGCCAUUCGCUACUUUCCAUCUGCCGAGAUUGCUUCGAUGAUCUUAAGGGCCAAAGCGAAUGCGUGAGUACCUUAUUGAGUAUAUUGCGAGAAAACGUGUCCACUUUAACCAAGGAAAAAGCCAUGGCCAUUUCGGCGCCCUUCAUGGACUUCUUUCUCCAUGCUUUUAAAUAUCGCGAGACAAUGAAGAAGAAGCUCCCGAUGGAAAAGAUCAAUGAGGUCGAGACCAACAUCAUUGAGGCGUUCUUGGCUCUGACCCUGAAGUUAUCCCUGGACGAUUUCAAACCGUUGUUCUACAGGGUGUUCAACUUGAGCCUGGAUGCGGCGGAGAGCAAUAUCUAUGGCACGAUCACUGUGUUCCAUAUCACGGUGGAAGUCGCCAAGAAGUUGAAGUCCCUUUUCGAGUUCAUCAGCGAGACGUUGAUUCUGAAGGCUACAAAUGUGUUGAACCACUAUUUUAAGGCGGAGAAGGUUAUCAAGAACGAACGACUGGUGCUCCAACUCCUUUUAUACAUCAUGGAAUCCCUUCAAACCAUCUUCACCUUCAAUAAAAUUGAGUCCAUCCUCACGAAGAAUUACGAGGAUCACGUGAAUUCUCUGCUUGCAUUCUUGGGGUACGAGUUUUUCAUUCCGGACCAUCUUGACUUGUUCCUCAAUGGACUUACGUCAUGCCUAUCCCAACUGGCUUUGAGCACAGAAGAUGAGACCCAAUGGAAGUAUCUCAAUUACAAUGUGUUGCUCAACCUCCGCAGCUCAUCCUCAGUGAUUCGAUCAGCGGUGCUCAAUAUCAUUACACAGUUUGUCGAAAAGAAAGGCGACGAGUAUAUGGGCGUGUUGCCGGAUGCCGUAACUUUCCUCUUCGAGACGCUGGAGGAUGAAGAUCCCGAGAUUGAGAAAUCCAGCAAAAGACUCAUUAAACGCAUGGAGGAGGUUUUUGGUCAGUCGGUGGAGAGCUAUUUUGUCUGAAUAUGAACCUCUUAUUCAGUUAAAAAAAAAUCGAAUAAAUUAUCAUCCUUCAAAUAUGUUUUAA
Tigriopus californicus is the source of this 6376-nucleotide messenger RNA. Its product is annotated as HEAT repeat-containing protein 1-like. Gene Ontology annotation, molecular function: snoRNA binding. Lineage: Eukaryota; Metazoa; Arthropoda; Copepoda; Harpacticoida; Harpacticidae. Bases 139 to 6312 code for a protein of 2057 amino acids. The record is from RefSeq and is a predicted model, not a curated record. Gene Ontology annotation, biological process: positive regulation of transcription by RNA polymerase I; maturation of SSU-rRNA from tricistronic rRNA transcript (SSU-rRNA, 5.8S rRNA, LSU-rRNA). Gene Ontology annotation, cellular component: 90S preribosome; small-subunit processome; t-UTP complex. The transcript has 2 exons.